Puma concolor (puma) is the source of this 1395-nucleotide messenger RNA. The record is from RefSeq and is a predicted model, not a curated record. Lineage: Eukaryota; Metazoa; Chordata; Mammalia; Carnivora; Felidae.
AUGACCAUCCGACUUGGCAACCAGUUGGAUAAGAGCGGGCUUGAAUUUGCAUCUGCUGUGAACAUCGUCCUCACUGGGCGGCUCAGCAGCGCAGUCCCUGCCUUAGCUGCCUGCAGCGGAAAGCUGGAACAGCACACGGAACGGCGCGGUGUCAUCUACAGCCCAGCCUGGCCCCUCAACUACCCGCCGGGCACCAACUGCAGCUGGUACAUCCAGGGUGACCGUGGGGAUAUGAUCACCAUCAGCUUCCGCAACUUUGACGUGGAGGAGUCCCACCAGUGCUCCCUGGACUGGCUCAUGCUGGGCCCAGCAGCCCCGCCCCGCCAGGAGGCCUUCCGGCUCUGUGGCUCUGCCAUCCCGCCUGCCUUCAUCUCUGCCCGGGACCACGUCUGGAUCUUCUUCCACUCUGACGCCUCCAGCUCCGGCCAAGCCCAGGGCUUCCGUCUCUCGUACAUCCGAGGGAAGCUGGGCCAGGCGUCCUGCCAGGCAGACGAGUUCCGCUGUGAUAACGGCAAGUGCCUGCCCGGGCCGUGGCAAUGCAACACUGUGGACGAGUGUGGCGACGGCUCUGACGAGGGCAACUGCUCGGCGCCUGCCUCUGAGCCACCCGGCAGCCUGUGCCCGGGGGGCACCUUCCCCUGCAGCGGGGCGCGCUCCACGCGCUGCCUGCCCGCCGAGAGGCGCUGCGAUGGCACCCAGGACUGCGGGGACGGCUCCGACGAGGCCGGCUGCCCCGACCUGGCGUGUGGCCGGCGGCUGGGCAGCUUCUACGGCUCCUUCGCCUCCCCGGACCUGUUUGGCGCAGCCCGUGGGCCCUCGGACCUUCACUGCACGUGGCUGGUGGACACGCAGGACCCGCGGCGCGUGCUGCUGCAGCGGCCCUCCCGCCGCCGCCUCGGCCGCCUCUGGAACCGGCUCUUUCACCGGCCGCGGGCACCGCGGGGACAGAUCCCACUGCUGACCGCUGCGCGCACCUCACAGACGGUGCUGGGGGACGGGCUCCUCCAGCCUGCACCGGGGACCACCCCAGAUCCCCCAGCACCCCUCACGGACACAGGCAGCCCUGUAGGGGCUGGGGAUGGGCCCCCCAGUGUCCCAGGCCAUGCAUCAGAGGCGGGAUCUGCUGUGCCUCCCCCCUCCGGCCUGCGGGACCCAGAGUGCAGGCUGGGGGACAAGGACAGAAAGGCCUGCAGGGACUCUUUGGUGGACAGUCUGGCCCCUGCCGAAGCGCCUCGGGAGCCCUGCUCAGCCCAGGACCCUCACCCCCUGGCUCCCACUGCCAGUAGCACCCUGGGCCCCCACCCACCAGAGCCAUUGGGUGUCUGCAGGAGUCCCCCACCACCCUGCUCCCCAACGUUGGAGGCCAGUGACGAUGAGGCCCUGCUGGUCUGCUGA